Molecule: messenger RNA, 1674 nt
Organism: Aspergillus alliaceus
Lineage: Eukaryota; Fungi; Ascomycota; Eurotiomycetes; Eurotiales; Aspergillaceae
Product: putative ribosome associated DnaJ chaperone Zuotin
Exons: 3
Coding region: 79-1416 (445 amino acids)
Biological process (GO): regulation of translational fidelity; 'de novo' cotranslational protein folding
Cellular component (GO): cytosol
Molecular function (GO): ribosome binding; Hsp70 protein binding
Source: RefSeq, a predicted model, not a curated record
AGCACACAAUCUUGGGUAUCUUUCCCUCCCUAAUUCCCUCGAAGCACAAGGCAUAUCAUUGGCUUUGCUUUACACGAAAUGGCCUCUGUUCAAGUUGUCAACGUCUCUUUGCCCGCCCUCUCUGAGGGUUGGUCCGCUGACAAGGACUUCAAGGCUGUCGGCACUUUGUCUGCUGCUACUCAGAGGAAUCUGGAGGCUGUUGGCCCUCACUUCUUGGCCCACGCCCGUAGAAAGCGUCACCAGCGCACUUUCUCCGAGGAUGAGAGACUCCAGGCCCAGCAGAACGUUAAGAAGACCGAGGAGGAUGAGGACGACGACAUUUCCGAAGAUGAAGAUCCCAUGAUGCUUUCUCGGGAGGCUAGGGACUGGAAGAGCCAAGACCACUACGCUGUUCUCGGUUUGAGGAAGUACCGUUGGCGCGCUACCCCCGAGCAGAUCAAGCGUGCUCACCGCAAGAAGGUCCUCCGCCACCACCCCGACAAGAAGGCCGCCUUAGGUGACCGUGACGAGAACGACAGCUUCUUCAAGUGUAUCCAGAAGGCCAACGAGAUCCUUACGGACCCCACCAAGCGUCGCCAGUUCGACUCCGUCGAUGAGGCUGCCGAGGUUGACCCCCCUAGCAAGAAGGAGGUUGCCAAGGGCAACUUCUUCAAGCUCUGGCGCCCUGUCUUCCAGGCUGAGGCCCGUUUCUCCAAGAUCCAGCCCGUGCCUGAGUUGGGUGAUGAGAACAGCACCUUCGAGGAGGUUGAUAACUUCUACAACUUCUGGUAUAACUUCGACAGCUGGCGUACUUUCGAAUACCUCGAUGAGGAUGUGCCCGAUGACAACGAGAACCGUGACCAGAAGCGUCACGUUGAGAAGAAAAACGCCAACGCCCGCCGCAAGCGCAAGACUGAGGACACUGCCCGUCUCCGUCAUCUCGUUGACGACUGUGCCGCUCAGGAUGAGCGUAUCAAGAAGUUCCGUAAGGCCGCUCGUGCCGACAAGGACAAGAAGCGUCUCGAGAAGGAGGCCGAAGCGAAGCGCCUGGCUGAGGAGAAGGAGAAGGCUCGCCUGGAGGAGGAGCAGCGCAAGAAGGACGCCGAGGAGGCCGCCAAGGCUGAGCGUGAGAAGAAUAAGAAGGCCAAGGAGGCCGCUAAGAACGCUGCUAAGAAGAACAAGCGUGUUCUUAAGGGUUCCGUCAAGGAUGUUAGCUACUUCGCCGACGGCGAGCCUUCCGCCGCUCAAGUUGACUCUGUUCUGACCGAUGUUGACCUCGUCAUGAGCAAGAUUGAUGCUGAGGAGCUUGCUGGUCUGGCCGAGCGUCUUACUUCUGCUGGCAAGGACGCUGCCGCCGUCAAGAACGCUUGGGCCGAACAGGUUAAGACACUCGUCGGUGCCGGUAAGCUCAAGGAGGGUGAGACCAAGAACUUCUAGAGUACUCUUCUAGCGGGUAUGACAUUGUUAUGAACAGGAUGUGUGUUUGGUACAUGGUCGUUUUGCGAAGAACUAAGCCCAAAGCGAUAUCGGGCAUAGCCUGCAAAAAUGCGUAGUCACGAUCUAUAGAUAGAUAGAUUUGAUUUUCAAAAGACUAAUGGAGGCAACGAUUUUGAUGCAUUAUAUCAAUCAUUCUGACCACAAAUGAGACGCUCUUUUGGAGUUACCAUUACUUAAUAUAUGUUGCUACGAUCAAUU